AAAAAAGGAGGCCACGUGAAAAGGAAAGAUUGGAUAGAACGCUGAAAAGGAAACUCUGUAAAACGGAAACACCAAAUGCUGAUAAGAAGCAAAUUGUGAAGAGCAAAAUCAGCAGCAAAAUGACUUGGCUAUUAGAGCCGCCUUUUGUUAAUUCUUCAAUCCCUUUUCACUCUCAUCCCCACAAUCUCUAUAUCCGAAACAACUCUUUUUCCAAACCCAUUUCUGCCGCCCCCGGAGCUGUAAAGCCUCUGUCGCCGGAGCCGGAGCCGGAGCCAGAAAGCCUUGCAUUAUCGCUUGAUGGCCCAAAAGAACGCCGUAGAGUUGUCCGGUUGGCUUGGGAGAAGCUGGUUCGUUGGUCUCGCUCUUUGCGCUCUAAGGUCAAAACUGACGUCCUUGAACGUACUAAUAAGAUAGUGGUUCUUGGAGGUGGAUCUUUUGGAACAGCAAUGGCUGCUCAUGUUGCAACGAGAAAGUCCCAGUUGGAAGUGAAUAUGCUUGUAAGAGAUCCUCAAGUUUGUCGAUCAAUAAACGAGGAACACCGUAACUGUAAAUAUUUUCCACAGCACAAGCUACCAGAAAAUGUCAUUGCAAAUACAGAUGCAAAAGCUGCUCUGCUAGGUGCAGAUUUUUGCUUCCAUGCUGUACCUGUUCAGUUCAGCUCAUCAUUCCUUGAGGAAAUUGCCAACUAUGUUGAUCCAGGCUUACCUUUCAUAUCUCUCAGCAAAGGUUUGGAGCUAAACACAUUAAGAACAAUGUCUCAGAUAAUUCCCAAAGCACUGAAAAAUCCUCGCCAACCCUAUGUUGCUCUAUCUGGUCCUUCCUUUGCACUAGAGCUGAUGAAUGAACUACCAACAGCAAUGGUAGUAGCUUCAAAAGACAAAAAAAUGGCAAAUUCCGUUCAGCAACUUAUGGCUUGUAGAAACCUGAGAAUCAACACAUCAAGUGAUGUUACAGGGGUUGAAAUUGCAGGUGCAUUGAAAAAUGUGUUGGCAAUUGCAGCUGGCAUUGUGGAAGGACUAAAUCUUGGUAACAAUUCCAUGGCUGCUCUUGUUUCACAAGGUUGCUCUGAAAUUCGAUGGUUGGCAACAAAGAUGGGUGCAAAGUCAACAACAUUAACUGGUCUAUCUGGAACUGGAGAUAUUAUGCUCACAUGCUUUGUGAGCCUUUCAAGAAACAGAACAGUUGGAGUUCGUCUGGGUUCGGGCGAAAAACUUGACGAUAUACUUAGUUCAAUGAAUCAGGUAGCUGAAGGGGUUACAACAGCUGGAGCUGUGAUUGCUUUAGCGCAAAAGUACAAGGUUAAAAUGCCAGUUUUAACAGCAGUUGCAAAGAUUAUCGACAACGAACUAACGCCCACAAAAGCUGUUUUUGAGUUGAUGAAUCUCCCUCAGGUUGAAGAAGUUUAAACAAGGCACUGGCAUUAGAAAGAUGGCGAUAGCUGCUGGGUGAAACCUUAACGCAAAUACAACCUGUGAAUGACUUAGUUGCUCCAUGAGGCUCAAAGUCAACAUGUUUUCAUAAGGAUCUUUGCCUGUUUAGCGGCUGCACAUUGCAGACAGUCAGAGGUGGACAUAGAGCGGGUUCCAUGGGUUCAACUUAAGUCUGAAUCCAUUGCUUUCGACUCGCCAUAAGUACAUAUGCAAAAUUGUUGAAUUUUGUGGGAGUAUUACAUUCAUUCUAAACCAUCUGACUAUAAAUCUUAGAUUCGUCUCGGCUGACAGUCUCCAAGUUUUAUGGUGACCAUAUCUGUCUUUGAGUUCUUUCACCACGUUAUUAGUUAUACAUGCCCAAGUAUGAUUUAAGAAUUCUGAGUCAAGCUGGAGCUUGUAAUUAGUCAUCAAUAACACUAUUUGAAUGAAUAUAUUUGAAGGAACUUAAGAUUUGUAGUCUCAAAGUUUUUGCAUAAGAGUGUUCUGUCAGCUGA
Molecule: messenger RNA, 1924 nt
Organism: Nicotiana attenuata
Lineage: Eukaryota; Viridiplantae; Streptophyta; Magnoliopsida; Solanales; Solanaceae
Product: glycerol-3-phosphate dehydrogenase [NAD(+)] 2, chloroplastic
Exons: 9
Coding region: 120-1406 (428 amino acids)
Biological process (GO): carbohydrate metabolic process; glycerol-3-phosphate catabolic process
Cellular component (GO): glycerol-3-phosphate dehydrogenase (FAD) complex; cytosol
Molecular function (GO): glycerol-3-phosphate dehydrogenase [NAD(P)+] activity; NAD binding
Source: RefSeq, a predicted model, not a curated record